Neoarius graeffei (lesser salmon catfish) is the source of this 2866-nucleotide messenger RNA. It is a transcript of the gene wdr31, whose product is annotated as WD repeat domain 31. The record is from RefSeq and is a predicted model, not a curated record. NCBI's taxonomy places the organism in Eukaryota, Metazoa, Chordata, Actinopteri, Siluriformes, Ariidae. The coding region runs from base 244 to 1290 and encodes 348 amino acids. The transcript has 11 exons. Gene Ontology annotation, molecular function: protein binding.
CCCACCGCGGUCACGUGACCUGGAUUCGCCUGGCAACGGAAGAAGCGUCGCGGUGGAAGUGAGCGAGCUUGUGGCAGAGUGCGCGCGCCGAGCAGUGAGCUCUCCCUUUAAAGGCCAGUGAUGUGGAGUUUGUGCUCUUUGACUUUAUAAACACAGCGGAGUGAGAUACUGGUGAGACACUGGUGAGACACUGAUGUGUGCAGGUGUGAUGUGUGAGGCGUGCUGAGCGUGCUCUCCAGCAGCAUGGGGAAACUGCAGAGUAAACUGCACCGCCGCUCUGACCUCUACAGAGCCAGAGAGGGGGUGGAGUCUGCUCCUGUACCCCAGGUGCUGCAGUAUGAGCCCGCCCACGCCGAUGCUGUCAACUGUGUGACCUCGUUGAACUCUGACCUGUGUGUGUCGGGUGGGAGUGACCAGGCGGUUGUCGUAUAUGACUGGAGAGCAGGAAAAGUGUGCAGAUGUUUUCAUGGUCACAGCAAGGAAAUCACCAAGCUGGGGUGCUUUCCAGGCAGUACGUGGAUCUUUAGUGCAUCUCGUGAUAAAUCAGUAUUGAUGUGGGAUUUUACUGGUGGUCCAAACCCCAUCCAGUCAUUCUGUGGACAUGAACUUGUCGUCAACGGAGUUGCUGUCAGCCCAGACGGGUCGAAGCUGUGCACCGGCUCUCGUGAUAACUCCAUGUGUCUGUGGGAUGUUGAGAGCGGGAGGUGUUUACACAGAAAUACCAUCUCACGCAACCUGGUAACUCAUCUGUGUUGGGUUCCUGGAGGAACAUCAAUAGUCCAAACCUCUGAAGAUAAAACCAUCAGAGUGUGGGACAGUCGGACAUGGCAGGUGACAAACACGUUUCCAGCAAAGCAAUACAUCCAGACUCACUGUGACGUGAGCGUGAACCGCUACCACCUCCUGUCCAGCAGCAAUGGCUUUGGGGGUCACGGCUGUGAGGCCACGGUGUGUGUCUGUGGGACCUCAGACAGCCGGGCUGUAAGGUGGUGGAGUACAGAGGACAUGUCCAGACAACGGCGUGCUGUGUGUUCCUCCCCCCAAGCAUCGGCUCACCUGCACUCAUCGCCUCAUCAUCAUACGACAGCUCGGUCAGGAUCUGGGACCAGAACACCGCCGCGUGUCUGUUCACUCUGUCUCUGGACGGCUCAGGGCCGUUGGCGUCGUUGGCACCAUGUGACUCCAGCACGCUCUUGUGUGCCAGCUACAACUCGGGUCUCCACCAGCUGCAGCUGUCCCAGGGGACGACGCCCAGCAUCAGGGAGGUGGCACGCUUCUGACCAACACUAACGCUAACGCUAACUUCCUGUCUGGAGGAGGAGAGAAGUUCUCACUCAGGGACGCACUGCCAUCCUGCACACAUCAUGAAUGCACUGAGACUUUUACACACAACGGUCAGCUUAUAAGCUCCACCCACUCUCCACAUUGUAGGUGUACAGUCACUGAUCAUCCGCUGAGCUGCACAAAGUAUUGGCACCCCUCUACCCUGUCCAUCAGUGGAAAUGAUAUGGGUGGGGGUUUAUUCUCUUUAUGACACUGACUUGGAAGUGUGUGUGUGGUGACCGACAGCUUAAACACACCAAAGAACAAGCACCAAGCCAUGAUGAUGCGCUCCUUAUCUGUCUUUUUUUUUUCAAAGAAAUUAUGCAAAGAAAUGGCCCAAGUGUGUUACACACACACACACACACACACACACACAGGCCAAGAGCUCUACAGUGGUUACUGUCUCUGAUAUGGAGAACUUGUUUUGGUUUUUCCUCUCUCCACCUCUGCUUUGCAUUUACUAACCACUAAUACACACAGGAACACUGUACACAAACAGGAAGCACACACACACACACACACACACACACACACACACACACACACACACACACACACACACAGAGUGACUGGAUGAGGUGGAAAGGUGCAUGGAAAUCCUUUUUUAUCAGUCUCCAUUUACAAAUAAGAUCAUACUGUACAGUUUCUUCAUUACGGAACAAACAAUGCAAAUAUUCCCUCAUGUACACAGUGUUUAGUGUGUGAACGUCACCCUGGUGUGUUUUCCUCCUUGGUGCAGUUCUUUAGGCUGAGGGGAACACACUCGGGGACACACACACACACACAGGGGUCUGAGAGGAUCUGAGCGACGUGGUCUCAUUCUGUUCCCAAAAGAGAAAACGAUUUGACUCUGAAUCGGCUCUCUGCAGGAAGGUGUUUUUGUAGAUUUUUUUAUUAUUAUUAUUUUUUUUACAAGCUGCUAAACUGAGCCAAAGCGCAGAGCCGUAGUGCUGGAGAUUUGGAUCGACGACACAAAAUGCUUUAAACUCGUUCUCUAGCUACGGUACACUCUUCGGAAACACAGGAACCCUGUCAGAUCUGCUGAUGAAGAGAAUGGCCAGAGGAGGCCAAUCUGACAGGAAAUGAGCAUCGUUUACAACCGUGGUGAACAGGAAAGCAUCUCCUGUCGGCCAAGAACAGGAAUCUGACACUCCAGUGUGCAGGGGGUCACUGGAACUAGACAGAUGAAGGUCCAAUAAGGACUCGAGGUCAAACUGUACCACUACCUUUUAAUGAUGUUCCUCUAACUAAAGGGCAGAAUGUCCCACUCCAGUGAUAAGGAGAUUGCACUUUCAGGAUUAUUCGAGGCUCCACUGUCUUUUUAUAAAAUACUUUAAUAAAUUAGCUUUACAAUGUUCGCUAAAUAUGUAUAUAAAUGUUUGGGUGACUUCCGUUAGCUGCUUUAGCCUGGUAGCGGUGCGUUACAUCUGAGGAAACGUGAAUGUUGUGACUUUAAAAAGAUCUUCAACUCACUGAAUGUAGCGUUUUUGUUUUUUUUAAUCAUCGUAGUUUAUGCAAGUAUAAAUAUUAAUUCUGGGAUGAU